CACUAGCCUUCGUCUCAGAUAUCUUCUUCCGAAGUGGUCCUGGGCAGGUUCGCUUUCACGAUGUAUCAACUGGCCGUCAUACUAUCACGCUUCGAAGCCGAAACUCUUCAUAUACUACCGCUACUACGUUUCUUCACGGCAGGAGCAUCAGCGAACGAAGUCCAUUUGCAGGGUUUCACGUUCGUGUUCGCCCUGUUUUGCGCCUUCCCCACAGGGCCCCUGACUGACAUGCUGCCCUUGGGCGAGCGUGAACACAAGUCGUGGAGUCGCCAUCUAUGCCACUAUCUGGGGUGGUGCUUUUUCUUCUAGACGUUAUUUCGGGUGGUCUUAAUCCAGCCUCGUUUAUGAUUCCCUUGUUAAAUGGGGAGGAAUAUUCGGAGACGAAGGAUGAAUUGUUUCAAUCUGGGG
This is a messenger RNA of Alternaria rosae, 408 nucleotides long. RefSeq lists its product as uncharacterized. NCBI's taxonomy places the organism in Eukaryota, Fungi, Ascomycota, Dothideomycetes, Pleosporales, Pleosporaceae. The record is from RefSeq and is a predicted model, not a curated record. The transcript has 2 exons. Bases 61 to 309 code for a protein of 82 amino acids.